GACCUCGGGAAGCUGCAAGCUGCUAAUCGAGGAGGCAGCGGUGGGGGGGGAUAAAGUCCAGAUUCCUUCCAAGAAGUCUAAUCUCUGGCAAAUGUGCGCGCACACGCCGUUGCCUUUCCCAGCUGUUGCUGGGGGCUUUGCAAUAGGACGCAGCCCCAGCUCCUUGCCGUGCUGCAGCCUCUGCCUUGGGAAGAGGAGGAAAAGGCAGCUGGGGAAGGAGCAUUCAGGAGAGGAGAGGAGAGGAGCGGGCGGCUGGCCCCGCCGCUGGGCAGGAGGGGCGGGGAGGCGGAGGCUGGCGCAGGGAGCAGCGCGUACCUGGAGCGCGGGGGAGCCUGUGGAGAGGAGGGCACAGCGGGCUGAGGCUGUGCCCCGCCGCUUGUGCUCGCCUCCGCUCGUCUUCGAGUGUGCUAGAGAAAUUCGGGGACGUGUUGUGUUCCCUUAUUUCCCUCCUCUCUUCUUUCCCUUUCUGAAGAGAAGAGUCAAUGAGAAGAGAUGCGGAGAGGAACGGGAAAGUGAAAUUCUAAGAUGCUGCGAGGAACUUUGAUCGCUUUCCUCACAUCCCUUUCCUUGCGUAGAAAUGGAAACGGCACCCCGCUCCCUCCGGUGCGGAGCGGCUAGCGUGGGAAAGCAGACCCUGGCAGCUGAAUGAGAAUGUGAUGCAUGAAGAACCUUCUGCUCACUUUGUACACGAGGGAUGGAAAUCUCCAAAAUACUCGGGUUCCUGGUAGAGCUCUCAAGUCUGCUAUCUUGUCUCAGAUGUGUGGAGGCUUUCCUGGGAUCCAAGCCCAACCAAAACCAUUUGCACAGUGCAGUGCCCAGUGUCUGUGCUGUGGGACCUCUCGGGUACUACAACGGCUCACUGGCAGUCACCGAGGCCGGGGCAGAGUGUCUCAACUGGGCAGAGUUCCCUGAUUAUAUUCAGCAGUACCCGGACCGUGGCCUGGGGGACCACAACUUCUGCAGGAACCCAGACGGGGGAACAACGCCCUGGUGCUUCUACAGGCUUGUGUCAGGAGCCAUUGGCUGGGCCAACUGUGACUGCAACCAAGGUGCUGUGCGGUUGGCUGAAGACAGUAGUGUGGAGCUGUACUUCAAUGGACUCUGGGGUACCAUCUGUGCUGACCACUGGACUGACUGGGAUGCCAGUGUUGUCUGCAGGCAACUAGGUCUCAGUGAGAUCGGCACAGCUGGGAAGAAGAGUCAUUCCAGACCAUGGCCUGUUCCCCUGCACCUGCAGUCAGCAAACUGCCAUGGAGAUGAGGAAGCCCUGCUGCAAUGUGGCUAUCAGGAAGCUCUGUCAGGAUCUUGUAACCAGGGGAGUGCUGUGGUAACUUGUGUUCCUCCACAAGGUGUAGGUGCCCCACUUCGUAUAGUUGGGGGGAAGGAGAGCUUUGAAGGGCGAGUGGAGGUUUACCAUGAUGGCAAGUGGGGAACCAUCUGUGAUGAUCAGUGGGACGACCGGGAUGCUGAAGUAGUCUGUAGACAGCUGGGACUCAGUGGGACGCCAAAAGCCUUGUCAUGGGCUCACUAUGGGCAGGGAUCUGGCCCAAUCCUGCUGGAUGAAGUGCAGUGCUCAGGGAAUGAACUCUCCCUCGAUCAGUGCAAGAAGAGUGACUGGGGACAGCAAAACUGUGACCACAUUGAAGACGCUGGGGUGUCCUGUGACCCUUUCACAGAGGGCAUGGUCCGGCUGGCUGGUGGCCGCAGCCCCAGCGAAGGCAGGGUGGAAGUUUACUACAAUGGAGACUGGGGCACAGUGUGCGACGAUGGCUGGACAGACCUCGGUGCCCAAGUGGUCUGCAGGCAGUUGGGCUUCAGUGGUCCUGCUGCCCUGGCUUCUGAAGGAGACUAUGCUUCUGGCCAAGGCUUCAUCUUACUGGAUGACGUGGCAUGUGUAGGGACAGAGCUGUCUCUCCUGGACUGUCCCCACAGCAACUGGGGGCAGCAUGACUGUUCCCAUGUUGAGGAUCUGGGAGUCCGCUGUUCCCCAGAAAGCAACACGGUCAUGGAUGGCAGCCUGGGGCCUCCUGUGCGGCUGGUGGAUGGAGAAAGCGCCAAGGAGGGCCGGGUUGAGGUACUGCUGAAUGGGCAGUGGGGCAGUGUCUGUGACGAUGACUGGACAGACAGAGAUGCCACUGUGGUUUGCAGGCAACUGGGAUUCAGUGGUACAGCAAAAGCCAGGUCAAUGGCUUAUUUUGGCGAAGGCCAUGGGCCCAUCCAUCUGGAAAACAUAGAAUGCAGUGGCAUGGAGCACGCCCUGGGGCAAUGUGCCACGCCUGACACCAGGAUUCACAGCUGCUGGCACAGUGAGGAUGCUGGGGUGAUCUGUGACUAUGUGGAAGAAAAGGUCCAAGAUAUCAGGAGAACAGGUCCAGAGUCUGGUGUGUGUGGGAUGCGCUUGCUCCACCGUCGCAAGAAAAGGAUCAUAGGUGGAAACAAGUCUCUGAGGGGCAGUUGGCCAUGGCAGGCCUCACUGCGGCUGAAGGGUUUUCGUCGAGACACUCGUCUGCUGUGCGGAGCAACACUGAUCAGCAGCUGCUGGGUGGUGACUGCAGCCCACUGCUUCAAAAGGUUUGGUGUUGAUGUGCGGCGCUACCUCCUGCGAGUGGGCGAUUACCACACAGGUGUGAAGGAUGAGUUUGAGAGGGAGCUGCCUGUGGAGAGGAUUGUCCUCCACAGAAACUACUGGGCUGGCAGCAAUGAUAAUGACAUAGCCCUGGUCCGGAUGCGGGGCAGAGAAGGGCACUGUCUCUCCUUCAAUCACCACGUUCUGCCCAUCUGCCUGCCUGACAGGAGAGAGAGGUCUGACAUCAACAGGCAAGCCUGCAUCAUCUCUGGCUGGGGAGACACAGGGAAAUCCUAUUCCAGAACCCUGCUGCAGGGGGUGGUGCCCCUUCUCCCGCGGGAAGACUGUGAGGCCCGUUACGGGCAGAAGUUCACCAACCGCAUGAUUUGUGCUGGGAACCUCUCUGAAGAUAAACGGGUGGACAGCUGUCAGGGUGACAGUGGAGGGCCACUCAUGUGUCAGAGAUCAAAUGGACGCUGGAUCAUUUUGGGCAUCACUUCCUGGGGGUAUGGCUGUGGUCGGAAGGAUUCACCCGGUGUGUACACAAAGGUCAGCAAAUUCGUACCCUGGAUCAAGAAAGUGACCAAGCUAAAAUGAAAAUGACUGAGCUCUUGGAAUUUCAGCAUAUGGUCCUUUGGCCCUGCAGUAGGAGAAGGCUGUGGCUUUUGGCCUGUGACUGAUGGAGAUUUAUUUUGUCAUUGAACAUUGGCAAAAGAUUUUAAUGUGGAACUGGAAGGAAAACAGUUAUGACCAAUUCUUUAAAGUCUUUGGUUUCACUUUAGUCUGUAAUCUGUAAGCAGAGAAAGCAGGUGCACAGUGGUAACAAUGAUAAGUACACGUUCCUCUAAAUACCAGAAUCCUUUAAUGCAAUCACACUUAUUCCUUUGCCCUGGCACACAUCAUGGUUGUAUGUUUGGAAAGUUGAAACAUAUUGCAAGGAGAGGUGAGAUGCUUGGAAGAUGGCACCAGGUGUAGGCAUAGUGGAAAUCUUCAGUUUUUUGGUUUUUUUUUUUUUUUUGUUUUUUUUGGUUUUUUUUCUUCAUAACAGCUCUUUUCAGUUCCAGGAAUCAGAAGAUUUGACCUGAGUUGAGGAAUAGGCUAACAGUUGGGUUUUUUAGCUUCCCUGAUAUGUCUCUAGGGGGAACCUUUUCUCUUCUGAAUAGUAGGUCUGCUCCCAUAGGAUCCCUUUCAAGUGUCUGCCUAGACUAAGAGAUGCUUGUCCCUCCUGCUGUAAUCCUUUGUCACACAUUUCCAUCUGCCAGAUGCUGUGAUUUUAUUGCUGCUUUUUUGCUAUAGUAGUUUGUGUGUGUGGUUGGACUUUUUUUUGCUUCCCCUAAGUAGCAUCUUCUAGAAUCCGUUGUUGGUGUGAGAGGCAGUAGCUUUCUUGCCCUUGUGAUUACUAUGAAGAACUUAAAAAUCUGACCUCAAGUGGCUGAAUAGACUUGUCAUUUUUCUUAAAUCCAAAUGUAAUGUUAAUCUCAAAUAUUCAGGUGUUGAAUCAUGCUUUAACAGCACUGUGGGGACUUCCUACUGGUCCCUUAUUCAUCAUAGUUUUUAGCUGCCCUUUGUUUGUGCUGCUAGUCUUUAGUAUUUCUGUGUUCACAGUUUUCCAUGAAACAUGGAAAUAUUCCUGGGGCAUAGAUACACCUCAAGCAAAUUACUCACUCCUUGUGAAAAACAGUAAGUGUGCUGCAAAGCAGCUUCCCACUUUUGUGAAGUAUGUCCUAUUCUUGAAACCUCUGGGCCAUGCUUCCUUUUUUCUCUUCUUUGCACUCUUUCUCUUUUCAUUCCUCUCAGUGGGAGUAAACUGGAUUAACUUGAGGGUAUGCAAGGACUGUCAUCAAGCUGCAGUUCUCAGCCUGAACAGAUACAAUGCUGAGAGAAAGCAGGGGUUAUUGAAUAUUACAGUUUCUUCCUUCUGUCUUAUCCAAACAAAUGAACAGACUUCCCUCUUGCGCCUUAAGCACUUUUUAAAAUUAAUAUAUUAUUCUUGAAUAGUAAAAAAAUGUAAGUAGACAGAAGGGCUAAGUGCCUUAAUAGUUGUGCAGUGCAGCAUUUUCUCACUGUGUACAGAUAAGGCAGAGAGGAGACAGGUCUGUGUAGGAGGAGGAGCAAAAAGCUUUGAUGUAUAACCAAGGGCUUGAAUGUGGAGGAUUAAUACAGGAUGGGACAUGUGGAACUUGUGCCAGAUGUGCAUGUUUUGGGUAGGCAGCAAUUGGGUCAGGCACUGACCUUCUGUCUGGAAGGUUUGCACUCAGGGCAUCGAGGUAUAUCUGGGUAUUACCAAUGCAAGAACAGAAGUCAGAGCACAGUCUGUGGAUUAGCAAUGUCAUAUUACAGGGCAUAUGGUGACAGAAAUUGCCUUGUGUUCAAGAAGUAGUGAUUUCCUAAAGCUUUAAUUUGUCUUCUAUAAAUUAGCUUAAUGUAGAGGUGCUGACCUGACUGGGUGGCUGAUUUUUGUGUGUGAAGGCUAAACUAAACCAGUUUCAUUUACCCUUUCCAGGUAUUAUAGGAUAGUUGGACUACUAGUGUUGCAAUGGACUGUUCUAAAAUCCUGCUUGCAAACUUUAUUUUAAUGAAGAAUUUGAAUAUCUUUGAAAUAUUCAAUGUCAGAACACCUGCAAACUGGCCUUUGAGACAAACCUGAUCUGUUUGUGCCUCUUCUUGAGCUGCUGAAUGUCUUCAGCACAGCUUUGUGCUGAUAACCCUGUUUAAAAUGCCAGAUUUGAUCCUUUGGCAGCACUGUGCUUGGCUCCACAUGGGCCGUGCUGUCCUAUGGCUCCUGGCAGAGGAGCAAGCUGCAGACUGCUCCUAUCUCCCAGGAAUUAAAAUGCCAAGAGGACCGAGGGCAAUUAUGUCACAGACCUCUCACCUUGUGGGAGAUGAAAUGCCAAGUUCUACACUGGCAGGAGCAGUACCUGUCUGGGAAACAUGGAGGGAUUUGACUUUUACCUUCAGCUUCCCCUGAGCCAGCAUGCUACAGCAACUCAAAUGGAGUUUCUGUGCCUUGGGUGCUGGGACAUCUCUAGUUUAACCUGGUUUGAUCUUUCACUUUAACCCCAACAAGCAUAGAAACACCCGAAGGAUGACGCUGUGAGGUUAUUUCCCUAAGCUUACUUAGCAAGUGGCCAUUCAGGAGUUAGCAUAAAUUACCAUUUAAUGUAAGUGAGAUGUGGGCCUGGCAUUGUCUUCUGAAAUUCCCAUGUUCUAGUUAAAAAUAUUUCUUUCUCCUAGACCUUGUCACUAUGAAAGCUGUGAGAAUCCUUGUAAUUAACACCCUUUGAGUCCUGCAUGAGCCAGGAGGAGGGAGGAAGUAUCCAAUCUCCUUUGUCUGCUUCUAUCCCUUACUGGUGCUGUAGGUGAGCCUAGCAGUACUCUCCUACAUUGACCUGGCCUGUUUCAGGACACAGCUGUUGCUCUUCACUGUUUAACCUGGGACUGUGGCCCAAACCAAACUCAUGUGCUUUGCCACUGAGGCUUACUGGAACUGCCUGGUUGGAUGAAUGGCACUCAGUCACCCAAGGACUGUAUUUUGUAAUGUUGAACAACAGCAGAUAUUUCAAAGAAUAAUAUGUAUGAGUUGUGCUGAACAAGUUUUAACAACCUUUCCUUUGGGGAAUUUUGUUCUUGACCCAUUUAAAUUAAUUACUUGCAUUACUAUUAUCGUCAUUAAAAAUGGAAGUACAAAUACUUGAUCCUUUAGGUGCUGUACAAACACUGCACUGUUCUUUUGUCAUUCUUUUUUUUUUUUCCUGAAGUGUAAGAGUUUAUAUCCCUAACUUGUAAAAACUAUUUAAUGUAACCAGCCUUCAUCUUCCAUAUAAAUGUUUAAAUUUUUUAGUUUUAAUCUAAGCUCUCAAUCCCAGUAUUUUCUGUCAAUGUAAACCAUUAUAAUUUUAUUCUCCAUAGCACAUAAUUUCUUUUUGUGCUUCCUGAAGUAAUUGCCUUUUGUUUUCAUUAAGUAACAUCUAUCCUUGUGUUCUCAGCCACAAGAGGAAAUAAGGGGCCUGGCUUUAUGUUCUCUGUUACAUAUUAUUCUAGAGAUAGCUCCUUUUCUAAGAUUGGCUUCUCUGUCUCUCUUCAAUCCAAACUGUCUAGGGGGUUUGAUAUCAAGCUGACUGUCUGUGUCUUCUCUUUCUGGUGGGUCUUUAAACUUUGGUAAACAACUGAAUGCAGUUUGCCAGGGGAGGCUGUAUCCCUUGCUGAUUAUUUUAGUCCAGUUUUCUAUAGCAGCAAUUCUAUAAGUGAUUUCAGUGCUAUGUUUGUAUGCUGGAGCUAGUUUUAAACUUGCUAGUGUGGUCUUCGUGGCAGCCUUGCUUCAAGGGAUGAAAACCCACUGAGGUUAGCUCUCUGUGUGUCUCAGGCAGGUGCAGCUGUCCCACUGAGCUCACAGAAUUUGCUGUAGGUCUGUCUGGGGAACUCUGGGCAGGGAGCACCUGGAGAGCUGUGUAGAUCUUUCCCUGUGCUGACAUAUGUGGAGGGCUAAGACAGUCCACCUUCACAGCAUUAAUCCAUUGGAUAAGGCUAAUGCAUGUGCACUGGUUCCAGGAGCUGAGAGAUCAGUCAGUGUUGCUGGUGGCUGCACUGUGCCACAUGGAUGCUCUGAGAGAGCUUUUCAUAGCAAAGUGGCACAUCGUGGUUGUGUGGGAAAGGGAACAUCACUGUGAGUGGCUAGGAGCAUUGGCAGGAGUAGAAACAUGGCUAUAGUAAGGAUCUAAGGAGCAGCUCUUAGUGCUGAUCCUAUCCCUCCUUGAGAGAAUACUCCAGUGCUCCAAAGGCUGCCCCAGUACUGGGAUCUUUCUGACCUGCAGUGCCUGCAGUGGUACUAUCUCAAACCUGUACACACUUUGGCUACCUGAAGCUGGAUUAAAGAUUUAUCACUUUCUUGUAGCUGAACACUGUUCUGAUGAAUUCUAUGAAUUAUGUUCUUUGCUAUAAUUAAUCAGGCAGCUGUUUAUUAACCUGGACAAGAUGUCAAUUACCCUUGUAACUGCUGUAAAACUGUAGCAGAAAAGAACAGAUUUCUCUAAGUUUCUCUAAGGUUUUUCUAAGUUUCUCUAAGGUAUGACUGGAGGCAUUGGUGAGGAACAAGGAAAGUGGGCAUUUGCUAUCUCAGGGGUAACAGAGGUAGAUCUGCCUUUUGUAUGUCUUCCUUUCUUUCUGAAGCCUGUAUCCUGAAGCCUUUUCACCCCAAAAGAGCUGCAGUGAUUCAUCAAGUACUUGAAGAAGGAUUUUAAUGCAUAUAUUCGACAAUAAGAUGAAAACUUCAGAGAGAUGAAACUACACUGUGGUAUUUAACACUAUCUUGAUAGACUCUCUGGGAGUUUCUUACAGUUAGAGAGAACAGAAUCACCUCUGGUGGUAACCAAGUUGAGACUACUCCUUGUAGAACAAGGCACUGUGACCUGUACUAAUGCACAUCUCCUGGGCUGUUUGGAAAAAUAUUUAAUUUUCCACAUCAGAAACUUCUUUGUGUAGUAGCCCACUCAAGUCCUAUUAAAACCCCUUUCUACUAAGGGCUGAGUACCUCUGAAAUCAGUCAAGUGCCAAAGCUGUCAUGUCUCCUGGAUCACCACCAAUGGCUCACAAGUUAUGCUAAUAAAUGGAUUAUACUAUGA
Taeniopygia guttata (zebra finch) is the source of this 8184-nucleotide messenger RNA. Its product is annotated as neurotrypsin-like. Gene Ontology annotation, biological process: proteolysis. Gene Ontology annotation, cellular component: membrane. The record is from RefSeq and is a predicted model, not a curated record. NCBI's taxonomy places the organism in Eukaryota, Metazoa, Chordata, Aves, Passeriformes, Estrildidae. Gene Ontology annotation, molecular function: serine-type endopeptidase activity.